AAUGUUUGCAAGAAAAUCGGAUGAUUUUGUCAAACAUUGACCACUUGUUUCGUGUGAAACGUUGUAAAGUGAGUGAUUCAUUCAAAAGAUUGACCAUAACAUUAGCUGAUAAAUCAGUAUUAAGAACGCGUUAUCUUAUUCAAAGUUGAAGAUUUUUAUCUUGGAACGCUUGGAGUACUUUACAUUUCUGUCCGAAGUGAAUUUACCAAGAUGCCACAUUGGAAUAAUGAAAACGGUAUGCAGAGGGACAGCAAGCUUGAACUUACGUCUGUAGAACUAAGUUUUGAAAAGAAAGGAUGGUUUGGGAGGCGAUCGGUGAUGGAGAAGGUGAUGCUUCUUCUCUUGUUCUGUCUAGUGGUGACGGUCAUAGUUCUAGCAGUGGUACUAGCUGUCAAUCAAGCCCAGGAUGACGAUAAACAAGAUGUCUGCCUAACCAGGGAUUGCACGGAGUCAGCCGCUAGGAUGUUAAACAACCUUGACACCACUGUGGAACCGUGUGAAAACUUUUUCGAUUUCGCGUGUGGGACAUGGAGAAAACAGAACAUCAUCCCUGAAGACCGCUCAAGUCAAGAUGUAUUUGGAAUAUUACGAGAUGAAGUAGAGGUUGUCCUUAAAAAUCUCCUAGAGGCCCCCAUCACAAAUGAUGACAUAACGGUUGAGAAAACCAUAAAAAACAUGUACAAGUCCUGCAUGGAUCAAGAUCUCAUUAAACAACGAAACAUUUCGGUAGCAUUCCCUUUGUUAAACGACCUCGGAGGUUGGCCGGUACUGGGUUCGAAACCAGGCGGUAACUGGAAUGAAAGCGAUUACGACUUGACUCGGUUGCUGAUUGGCCUCAUCAAGUACAAUAACAAACCGCUUAUACAGAUGUAUGUUUAUACAGACGUGAAGAAUUCCACAGUCAGGAUUAUUUAUAUCGACCAACCCGGUUUUGGCAUGCCUGGCCAGAAAUACUAUCAAAAGGGUCGUGAUGACGUCAUGGUGCAAGCGUAUGAAGAGCUGGCUAAAUCUGUCGCCCUAGCAUUUGGUGCUUCCGAAGAUACGGCAACAAACGAUGUGAAAGACUUGAUUGAUUUGGAAUUUGACAUCGCGAAUAUCUCCAUGGCUUCCGAGGAGAGGCGAGAUAGUAACGUCCUUUAUAACCGUAUGCCAUUGUCUCAACUUUCAGAAAAUUUCACGGAACCGGGAGAUGUGAUGUUUAGCUGGGAAGAUUAUAUUACUGGGAUUAUGCUAAUGGAAGGCGUUAACAUCACUGUGAAUGCCAGUGAACCAGUGGUUGUUCGGGCAGUACCUUACUUUGAAAAAUUAUUCGGCAUCCUACAGAAACACGGAAAGAGAACUGUUGCUAACUACGCCGUUUGGAGAAUAAUGAAGAAUAGAAUAUAUAACUUGGACGAAACGUAUGAGGAACUGAUCACCAAAUAUAACAAGGUGCUAUACGGAACCGCUGUCCCGCGUGCAAGAUGGCGCACGUGUUCCUCUUACAUCAAUUCUAACCUUGGCAUGGCUUUAGGUAGACUGUUUGUAAAGGAGGCCUUUGACGAGGAGUCCAAGAAAGAUACAGAAGAACUGAUUAGACGACUCAAAAUAGCCUUCAACGAGCUGGUGGGCAGUAAUGAUUGGAUGGACGACGUUACUAGGGAUCUAGCUAGGGAGAAGGCAAAUUAUAUUAAACAAAAAAUUGGAUACCAGGAUAUUAUACUCAACGACAAGGAAAUCAACAAAUUAUAUUCUAACUACACAGUACAGGCAGGCGAAUACUUUGAAAACGUGCUCGGGAUCAUCAACAGAAUUUCUAUCGAUAGCGUGAGAUUGUUGCGCACGGCUGUUGACAAGACCUGGUGGACGACAGCUCCGGCCACUGUGAACGCUUAUUAUAACUCAGUCCUAAACAGAAUAAUGUUUCCAGCUGGGAUCCUGCAGCCGCCAUUUUACGGAAAAUCGCAACCAAAGUCUAUGAAUUACGGUGGUAUAGGAGUCGUUAUCGGGCACGAGAUUACACACGGCUUCGAUGACAGAGGGCGACAGUACGACAAGGAUGGCAACCUCGAACAAUGGUGGUCAGAUGAAGCCAUCACACAGUUCAAGGUCAAAGCUCAGUGUAUCGUGGACCAGUAUGGAAACUUUUCACUUCCAGAAGCGGACGGAAUGAAUCUGAAUGGCAUCAAUACCCAAGGAGAGAAUAUUGCUGACAAUGGCGGUCUUAAACAGAGCUACAGAGCUUACAGAGACUGGGUCAGUGAGAGAGGAAAAGAAGAAUCACUUCUACCUGGCGUCAGUUACAACCAUAACCAGAUUUUCUUCAUUAACUUUGCACAGAUCUGGUGCUCUAACAUGCGCAGAGAAAACGCAAUCAACAGAAUCCUCGCCGGCGUACACAGUCCUGGGCGCUUUAGGGUCGUAGGAACGUUGCAAAAUUCUCCCGAGUUUGCUGCAGCGUUCAAUUGCCCUAAAGGCAGUUACAUGAAUCCAAACAAGAAGUGUGGUGUGUGGUGAUCAGUGUCUGUACGAAGAUGAUGCGGAAAAAUUCGUGCUGAUAAACACAAAAUAGGCAGUGCUCUUUUGAAAAAUGAUUGAAAAUGAGGUAUAAGUAUGAAGU
Molecule: messenger RNA, 2599 nt
Organism: Ylistrum balloti
Lineage: Eukaryota; Metazoa; Mollusca; Bivalvia; Pectinida; Pectinidae
Product: neprilysin-like
Exons: 22
Coding region: 211-2496 (761 amino acids)
Biological process (GO): protein processing
Cellular component (GO): plasma membrane
Molecular function (GO): metalloendopeptidase activity
Source: RefSeq, a predicted model, not a curated record